Messenger RNA from Aethalodelphis obliquidens (Pacific white-sided dolphin), 777 nucleotides. RefSeq names its product acyl-CoA thioesterase 13 (gene ACOT13). The transcript is spliced from 3 exons. Bases 258 to 680 code for a protein of 140 amino acids. Gene Ontology annotation, molecular function: fatty acyl-CoA hydrolase activity. Lineage: Eukaryota; Metazoa; Chordata; Mammalia; Artiodactyla; Delphinidae. The record is from RefSeq and is a predicted model, not a curated record.
GAAAGCGCGCACGGGCUGGCGAGGGCUAAACAGCGCGUGCGCGCGAGGUCACAACGAGGCGCGGAACGUCAGUGCGCGAGCCGCGGUCGCACCGUGGCCGCCGGUGCACGCGAGUGCGGACUUGGAACGCGUCGCGGGCCCAGAAGGCUGCAAACCCUUCGCCCUUUCUGUCCUUGUUCUUUUGCGGAUUUCCGGGCUUCCCUGCUCUUCCAAGAAUCAUUCUUGAGUGGGGCCUGGGAGCCGGCGAACGGUCCACGAUGAGCUGUAAGGCAAAGAGUCUGCUGGAGGCGAUAAAGUUCUCAGGAAAGGCUCUCGGUUUUGACAGAAGUUUGGAAAAGGUGACUCUUGUUUCUGCUGUCCCUGGGAAAGUGAUUUGUGAAGUGAAAGUAGAAGAGCAGCAUACCAAUAAAAUGGGCACCCUCCAUGGUGGCAUGACAGCCACUUUAGUGGAUGUCGUAUCAACAUACGCUCUGAUGUGCACAGAAAGGGGAGCACCCGGAGUCAGUGUCGACAUGAACAUAACGUACAUGUCACCUGCUAAAAUGGGAGAAGAUAUAGUGAUUACAGCACAUGUUCUGAAGCAAGGAAAAACACUUGCAUUUGUUUCUGUGGAUCUGAUGAACAAGGCCACGGGAAAAUUAAUAGCACAAGGCAGACACACAAAACACCUGGGAAACUGAGAACAGCAGGGUGACCUAAAGAAACUCAACAAUGAAUGUCCAGAGUAAAUCUGACUUGAACAAAUAUAAUUUUCAAAAUAAAUUAGCACAACCAGAA